AUGUAUCCCGUCAGUGCCUUAGGAGGACCGCAGUUAUCUCACUGGGUGGGCGGUGAUGGCCUGAGCAGCUUCCAUUCCUAUCAGCAGCCAGGUCUACCAUUAACGCCGUCGCCUGAAGCUCACAGAGGAUAUUUCGCCAAUGUUUCGCCUACGUCCUACAGUGGAGUCAGUGCUUUGCCUUACCAUUCCCUUCAGCAGUGCUACGGCCAGCACAACGGCGUCGCGACCCCAAUGCUCUCUCCUCCUCCUGAGAAGCCGGUUACGCCGCCGAAGGAUGUGCAGACGCGUCCCUGGUGGAGCACGAGCGUUUCCACGACACCAACGUCACACAUCCCCCACAGCUUCCGCCAUCCUCAGUAUGCCAGUCCAACGGAUUCCGUUUCGCACCAUCCAAAUGCCAUCGCCUCUGCUCUCCUCAACGCGCAGUCAUCCGUCAGCGUUCGGCGUUGUCGACGAUGCCGUUGCCCCAACUGUCUGAAUGCCCCACGAGACGGUUCAGGUGCCAAGAAGAGGGAGCACGUUUGCCACAUUCCCGGGUGCGGCAAAGUGUACGGCAAAACGUCCCACCUCAAGGCUCACCUCCGGUCCCAUGCCGGAGAGAAGCCCUUCGCGUGCCAGUGGAUCUUCUGCAACAAGGCCUUCACUCGCUCCGACGAACUCCAGCGCCACCUCAGAACGCACACGGGCGAGAAACGUUUCGAGUGCGUCGAGUGCGGCAAACGUUUCAUGCGCUCUGACCAUCUCAACAAACACGUCAAGACCCACGAGAACCGACGCGCCCGUCUUGCUUCUGCUUCUCCUGCCGAAGGUGACGACGUCGACGUGGAACUCUGCGAUGACGCCGUUGAAGACUGUGCGGAGGAACUUCUCUCUGUUACGCUGCCAGACUCUCCCGUGUCUGAAGCAGAACUGCAGGAAGCUGAUAUUGACGUCGAAUUUGCUAGAGAACUCUUAUCUAUGUGGACAGGAUAA
Messenger RNA from Penaeus vannamei (Pacific white shrimp), 972 nucleotides. Lineage: Eukaryota; Metazoa; Arthropoda; Malacostraca; Decapoda; Penaeidae. The record is from RefSeq and is a predicted model, not a curated record.